AGAGUAGACUCAUGGAGUCGGGUGUAGCCAGUUGGUCCAGCUCUCCUCGCCUCACCGCCGGCAGCAGCUGCGUCAGCGUCAACAAUGGUGGAAUUCGACCGAAGGAGAGCACGAAAUCCAUGGAUGCCGACGGCUGCCGGACUACCUUCGUCGAGGCUGACACUGACUCCUUCAGGCAGGUCGUCCAGAUGCUCACCGGCCACGGCACCACGACGGUGGCGGGGAGCAAGGCCCUGCUAGGCCCCAAGAAGACGUGUUUCAAACUCAACGAGCGCCGUAGGAGCCUCAAGAACCUCAAAAUGAUCCGACCGCCGGCGCACUCGAAGAAGCCUUCGUCGCCGGCGAUCCUGUCGCCGAGCGUGCUGGACUUCCCUUCGAUGGCUCUGAUAAGCCCCAUCACGCCGCUGACAUUGGACCCCUUUCAGAGGACGACGGCGGAGGAGGAGGAGGAGGAGUGGGGCAUCCCGGAGAAGGGAUUCUACCUGCACUCGUCGCCGAGGAGCGCCGCGGAAUCGCCAAGGCUGCUUCCGCUGUUCCCUGUCACCUCUCCGAGGACGUCGUCCGCCGGUGGUUCUUCGUGAUGCUUUGGUUGCUUCGGUGUAA
Messenger RNA from Zingiber officinale, 603 nucleotides. RefSeq names its product VQ motif-containing protein 4-like. The transcript has a single exon. NCBI's taxonomy places the organism in Eukaryota, Viridiplantae, Streptophyta, Magnoliopsida, Zingiberales, Zingiberaceae. Bases 12 to 581 code for a protein of 189 amino acids. The record is from RefSeq and is a predicted model, not a curated record.